This is a messenger RNA of Mandrillus leucophaeus (drill), 1146 nucleotides long. RefSeq names its product glutamate decarboxylase 2-like. Gene Ontology annotation, molecular function: carboxy-lyase activity; pyridoxal phosphate binding. Gene Ontology annotation, cellular component: cytoplasm. The record is from RefSeq and is a predicted model, not a curated record. Gene Ontology annotation, biological process: carboxylic acid metabolic process. NCBI's taxonomy places the organism in Eukaryota, Metazoa, Chordata, Mammalia, Primates, Cercopithecidae.
AUGGCUGAAAAUCCAUUUCCUUUGAAGUGGGAUUAUUGGAGUCAUUUUGAAGCUAGGUUGCUGGUGGUUAUAAUGUUGAGGGGCGAGGAACAGGACAUCCUCACUAUUUUAAACAGCUGUCCGUGGGCUAGAUACGAUUGGACUUGCAGGGGAAUGGUUGACAGUCACUGCAAAUACCAACCUAAUUUGUAUGUUUAUAUACAUAUAAUAAAUCAAUGUGUAUUUGCAUUUUUGAGAGGAAAGAUGAUUCCAGCUGAGUUAGAGAAAAGUAUAUUACAAGCUAAAAAAAGGUAUGGCCAAACUCCAUUCUGUGUCUGUGCCACAGCCGGAAGCACAGUGUAUGGAGCCUUCGAUCCUCUCCCUGCCAUUGCUGAUAUUUGUGAGAAGCACAAACUCUGGAUGCAUGUGGAUGCAGCUUGGGGAGGUGGACUGCUACUAUCCAGAAACUAUUCCUAUAAACUCAGUGGCAUUGAAAGGGCCAACUCUGUGACCUGGAAUCCACACAAAGUAAUGGGCAUCCCUCUUCAAUACUCUGCUAUCUUGAUCCGGGAAAAAGGUCUUCUAGAUGCAUGUAAUCAGAUGCAAGCUGACUCUUUCCCAUCAGAUAAACUCUACAAUGUUGACUUUGACACUGGAGAUAAAACUAUGCAGUGUGGCCGACAUGUUGAUAUCUUCAGGCUAUGGUUAAUGUGGAAAGCAAAGGGAACCCUUGGCUUUGAGGGACAAAUCAACAGAUAUAUGGAACUUGCAAAAUACUUCUAUAAGGUUUUAAAGAAAAAAGAUAACUUUAAGCUUCUGUUUGAUGCAGAGAUUGCUCCAAAGAUUAAAGCACAGAUGAUGAUGGAAGGCACAGUCAUGAUAAACUACCAGCCACGUGGAGACAAACUCGGAGCCAGGGUGGCGGGGGUCCAGCCGGACGUCCCCCUCAUGCCAGCGGGGUCUCUGGCGCCCCUCUGGUCAGCGGGGCCCCAGCAGGGGAGGAGCUGCGAGACCACACGGGACACCGGGGUGGGCCCCCAGCCUGGAGCCAAUGGCUUGGAGCAGGGGCUGGGACCUGGCAGCACCGGGCCAGAGCCCCCUCUAUCCCUGGCCAUCGCGGACUCCCGGCGCUCCAUACCUGAGGUGGCAGUGAGGUUCGUUGAUUGA